AUGAUGAAUGCCGAUGGUACAGGUGCGACAGGACAACUUGAUGAUCAGCUAAUGAUGACCGUUGCUGAUCGGGAAAAUUAUAUAACACGAUUAACAACCCAUUUUAAUGGAAAUCGUGAUAUGGCAAUACGUUUCGAUGAUAUUGCUUAUAAUAGAAGUGGAGGCAAAUCACUACUCUAUCGGCGAAUAAUACAAACAUUGUUUCAACAAAGAAAUCAACAAAUGCAGCAGCAGCAGCAGCAGCAGCAGCAGCAACAACAGCAACAGCAACAACAACAACAACAACAACAACAACAACAACAACAACAACAACAACAAUCGAUGAUGAGUUCACAAGGUCCUCAACAAAUCUAUAUGCAAUCUCAACAAACACAAAUGAAUAUCAUGCAACAGCAGCAACAACCACUGUCACAUCAACCCUCGUACACAAUGCAAGUGCCACAGCCGCCAUCAUCAAUCGUUCAGUCAACGUCGAUGAUGAAUAUUAAACAAGAACCACAACAUUCCCUAAAUAAUAUGCAACAAAGACAAUUACCAACACAAAAUUUUCCAAUCCAACAGCAGCAAAUCAAACAGGAAUUGAUGCCACCACCGAUACAACAGCAACAACAACAGUCUGGAUUACUAGUUCAACAGAUGCGACCACUACAGCAACAACAACAACAACAACAGCCACUGUUGCCUCCACCGCCACAAUAUAUGCAGCAACAGCAACAACAACAACAGCACACACCCGUUUUACCUUCUCAAUCUACACCUAAUGUGCCUCAACAGCGUACUCUUGCUCAGCAUCUUCAACAAGUUCGUCAACAGAAUCAAAUGAAUCAACAACAAGAAUCAUCUAAUGCUUCUCAAAUACAACAGCAACAGCAACAACAGCAACAGCAACAACAACAACAACAAUUAACUAAUUCUUCAGCACUACCGCAAUCAUCAUCAUCAUCAAUAUCAUCUGGCAGUCAAGAUGAAAUUCUUCAACACAUUCUUACCAGUCCUAACCCACCUAAACAACCAACUGCUGUUGGUCAAGUUAGACUACGUGCCAUGAAUCGAAAUAUUCGCAAUCAACAAGUACCAGUGACUCAAGUCACACAACAACAACAGCAACAACAACAACAACAACAACAGCAGCAACAACAACAACAACAACAACAACAACAACAGCAGCAACAACAACAACAACAACAACAACAACAGCUUAUUUCAAUGACACCGGGACCGGAUUCAAUUAUGACUUCUAACAGUGUUAGUGCUAUUCAAUCACCUCAUUCGCAUCCUGGCAUGAUACAACAACAACAAACGCCUGUAGGAGCACCUGGUCAAAGUCCAUUGGCACGUUAUAUGAUGGCUCAAUCACCGCAAAAUAGUGUGUAUCGCCCACAAAUAUCUCCGAUAAAUAUGAUCAAUUACGCUGGUAGUCCAACAACAAUGAUCGAUGAAGAAAUGCAUUUUCUCUAUAAGUUUUUUACUGAACGUAUUCAAUAUUUAGCUCGCAUCAUGGCUCGAUAUCAACAAGAAGGACAAUCUGACAAAGUAGCUAAAUAUCGUCAAUUACAUGAUCAAAUAUCAACUUUUGUUCGAAAUUUAGUUCCCGAACAUAUAAUGGCUGCACGUCGCCUCAAAGAACAUGUUGAUCGUAUUCUUGCAUCUAUAAUGAUGCCACCAAUGAACGAUAUAUCAACUCUAGCCCUAACUAAUACAAGCAGUACUCGUUUAAUAACAAAUGGAAUAUUUGAGCAAUGUCAACGUACAAUUGCUGAUUAUUUAAAUAAAGAUCCAGCAUUAAAAUAUAAUAUUGCAAAACGAUUCCUUGAACCAUUAAGUGAAGUUCUCAAUGGUGUGGCACAUAAAACUAUUCGAUUGGAUACAGAUUCAAAACAAAUCACCGAAAAAAAUCAAUCUUCUAUAAUUAAUUCUUCUUCAACAUUGUUACAAAAUAUAAUCGACAGUGAAUUUGCUAAUCUAUCAAUGGAUACAUUCUCAUAUGAAUUAAAACCUUUGCAUGAUAAAAUCUCGUCGUCAUCAUCAAUCCCUAGAAAUAAAGAUUCAAUUAUUAAUGAUUAUGAAUUAACAUGUCGUAUGAUUGAAAUAAAUAUGCCUAUAGUACCACCAUUAAAAAUGAAAUUAACAAUUCAAUAUCCGAAUGAACCACCUGAAAUCCUCUCUUUAACAUCUACACCAAUGAAUGUUACACCAAUUAAAUUGGAAAACUCAGAUGGUAAUACUUUUUUUGAAUUAAUCUCUCGAAAUUUCGUUCAUUUUUUAUUUAAAUUACCCACUCAACAUACUGUAACUGAUAUUCUAGAUAUAUGGCAUUCAUCCAUUCGUAAUGCUUCCUUUUCUCAAAAUGAAUCAUAA
Messenger RNA from Rotaria socialis, 2358 nucleotides. The record is from the annotation of a GenBank genome assembly. Lineage: Eukaryota; Metazoa; Rotifera; Eurotatoria; Philodinida; Philodinidae.